Molecule: messenger RNA, 924 nt
Organism: Homalodisca vitripennis (glassy-winged sharpshooter)
Lineage: Eukaryota; Metazoa; Arthropoda; Insecta; Hemiptera; Cicadellidae
Exons: 2
Coding region: 62-364 (100 amino acids)
Source: RefSeq, a predicted model, not a curated record
UUAAUUUUCUCCACCACCUGAGUGGGCCACCUGAAGCUUGCACAACAGUUUUACUUCAAGCAUGUCUCGCAGAGGACUUUGUGACGAGACCAUCCGAGACUUGAUCGACGUACUCCGGGACGAUGUCUCCGACCUCGAGGGUUACGACUCUGAUGACUCGGAUGCUGAUCCAACAUUUACACGUGUGAACUUGCAAGAACUAGAGUAUGAAGAAGAUGAGUCUGUGGUGGAAGAAGAUCUACAGCCACCUUUACCCACAAAUCCAUUAGAAGAAACCCCUAGGCCAAGGAUAAUAAUUUUAAGCAUAAAGAAUCCUUUGAACCUUUGCCACCAGCACCUGAGCAUGUCCCGGAUGAAAAUGUAAUUACAGGUAAUCCCUAUGACCAUUAUAAAAGUUACAUACCUGAGUUCUUCUACGAAUUAAUAAGUACAAUGAGUAACCAAAAUUACUUCAAAAAAAACGGAAAAGAGCUAAAGACAUCACCUGAAGAAAUAAGAAGGUUUUUUGGCAUGACUAUAGGUAUGUCUUACCUAAGAUUUCCUAGAAUCCGCAUGUACUGGGCAAGUGCAACAAGAGUGCCUAUGAUCUGUGAGACUAUGAGUAUGGAAAGGUAUUUGCUCCUGAGAAGGAACCUCAAAGUGGUUGAUGAUGCUUUGAUUUCUGAUGAGACUAGGAAAAGUAAUAAAUUUUGGAAGGUACAACCUUUAAUAGACACUGUCAGACAAGCGUGUCUUGCCAACCCUAGAUCCUCUAAAGUCUCGAUUGAUGAGCAGAUGGUUCCCUUCUGGGGUAGCUGUCCUUCCCGCCAGGUAGUUCGAGGAAAACCAAAUCCAUGUGGUUUAAAAAUUUUUGUUUCUGCCAGCCCUGAUGGACUCCCUUUAGAUUUUUUUCUGUACCAAGGCGCUGGUGACAGUAUUACCGAU